AUGGCGAACGUGCGGGACAGCGACAUUUCUCUGUGGCUACACAAUAAGCUUGGAACAUCGAACGAUUCGUGGAUAAGUGGCUCAAUCACAUCUCAAUUGAACAAAGAAGUGUUACGGAAUAUCAAGGAGUGUUUUCCAGACUUACAGACUCAGGUCAAGCUGAAACUGCUGCUCAGUUUUUUCCAAAUUCCGCGACGGAUCGUCGAAGAGUGGAAGACUGAAUUGGAGGAGGUGAUUGAAGUUGCUGGUCUUGACUCGGAACUAUGGGUCUCAAUGAUAGCGGAAACGAUAAAAACGCUUCCGACGACCGGUUCACUGAAUACAGAGAUCUCAGACUACGAAGAGACUCGACCUAUUUUUACAGACAUGGUAAACGAACUGCGCCGGCUGGUGGUGAAAAAUGCGGAUCUCGGCAUGUUGCCGCUCGAGUGCCAGUAUUUGAACAAAUUAACCCUUGUGUCCGUCGUCGGACAGCAGGCAACACCGGUGAAACAUUUUACGUUGAAACGUAAACCAAAAAGUGCGGCCUUACGCGCGGAGCUGAUCCAAAAGUCUACCGAUGCACAGAGUUGCCUGAAGAAGAUUUCAGCACCGACAGUGCCUUUGCGGUCGCGGGGGAUCCCUCGAAAAAUGACCGACACAACCCCGCUGAAAGGAAUUCCAUCACGUGUGCCAACCGGUGGUUUUCGGUCUCCUCCGACCACGCCUGGUCAGUCCCGACCCACCAUGAGCCGUACGCCAGCUGGCAGGAAGGAUGGCGGUAUCAAGCUUCUUGAGAUAGGAGAGCAACCGCUAGGAUAUGCGGCAGCUAAGAAACGAAAACGAGAACAAGAAAAGGAAGAGCAAGCAAAGAAGGUCGCCGAACAGCAGACUCAAAGUACGACCGACGUGAAACCAGCCGCUACGACACCAACUACGUCGUCCCCGACGAUUACAACGACGCCGGAUUAUGCGGCUGGUUUGACGGCGCCCUCAACAGUGUAUAGUCAGCCAGCAACCCCAAUGCCCGCCACCUCCGGCAGCAAAGAUGCACCUUCCAGCAUUAUGUCAUCUUCCAUUGCUAAUCCUGCGCAGGCUCAAGUUCAGUCGUCAUCGCAACAACAACAGCAGCAGCAGCAGCAGCAACAACAACUAACGCCUCAAUCGCAACAAACGCUACAGCCACCACAGCGACAGCAGCAGCAACAAACAUCGCAGCAACCGCUGCAGCAACAACAAACGCCCACGCAAACAACUCUUGCGGCAACGGAGGAGGAAGAAGUAGAAAUGAAAGAUAUAGAUACGGAGUCUAUCAGCUUAACAACGCCUACUUCGAUAGCGGUCAGCUCUAUGCCAAUUGUUAGUUCGGCACCGCCCCCACUGGCAUAUCCUGCCACAAAAACUCUUUCUGCGACGGUCAUUAAAACAGAUGCUACCGGUGUUGCUGCUAGUGCUGUGGGGAAUACGAUUGUUUCGUUAUCGCAGCCGCCAUCGUUGGUACGAACGGUUCCAUUAGCUACGAAACCAACCAAGACAGUACUACAAACGCAACCGACACUAACCGGAGGCGUGCAGAUAAUUCAAAAAUCAACUGGAAAAUCGAUCAGUGCGGCUGCCGCAGCCGCUGCAGCGGUUACGAGCAGCAGUAACACCAACUCCCAGUCGAAGAUUGAAAUUAUAUCGUCAGAAUCGAUCGUACCCGGUGCGCUCCAUGCGUCUAUUCCAAAAUCGACGACCAUCAUCAAUCGUGGAGGAAAUAUUUUGUUCACCACUAAACAGGUUCCAACGGGCACGGCGACGACAUCCGGCGGUGCCACUAUUAUACAGCAGAAAGCACCACUUACCUCUUACGUGCUGAAUACGACUUCACCCGGAAAGCAGCUCAAUAUUCAACGGAUAGUUUCGAAUGUAAACUCUACGGGUACGCCUACUUUAACUACGACCAUCCCACGAACUCAGCAGCAACAGCAAUUGCUUCAACAGCAGCAGCAACAGCAAAUCCAAGUACAAGGACAACAGGGUCUCUCUCAACCGACUAGGAUUGUGCAGAUUAAAACGGCUCCAACCGUGUCACUGAACAACAGCCAGUUAAUGCAAAAUAUUCCACCGCUAAUUUCAACGCAGAUCCCUGCGGGUUCGGCACAACCUACGAUACUGAAUAUUCAGCCAGUGCAACAGCAGCAAAAUCAGCUUCAAAUUACCCCCACUGCUGUUCCGCAGAAGCGAACUAUCACAAUAACGGCACAGAACCCUCCCUCGGCCGCGAUGACACCCUCGGUAGCCCAAAUAUUGCAGCAUCAGCAACAGUUGCAGCAGCAACAACAACAGCAAGCGUUACAAGCAACCGCAGCUGCAGCUGUUGGUCAGCAGCCAAAAUACACGCAAGUUGUAGUGCCACCGAACGUGAAAGGAAAUACGUUCUACGUCACGAACGCUGCCAAUGUAUCAAACGUGCUUAACCAGAAAGGAGUUAUCAUACAGACGGUGGAUGCGUCGGGUAAUACGGUGUAUCAGCAGAUUCCGCUUCAAAAUGUGUCGGGAUUGGGUGGGACUACAAUUUUGACCGGGCCGCCUGGAUUGAUCAAAACUGAGCCGGACUCAAAGAUGAGUCAAAUUCCUGCACUCGUCCCUACUAGCUCUUUGCACCAAAAUAUUCCAGCCCUAACGCCCGUCGUUAUACAACCCGCCUCAGGGCAACAGCAAGGUACCACCACCGUGGUACAGCAGCAACAGCAGCAAACUGCUACGAUUCCGGCGUUGAUAACAAACAUUACCCAGCAACAGGUACAGCAGCAGCAAUUGCAACAACCACAAGUAAAGCAGCAAGUGAUUUUCCGUCCGGUCGGUGGAGCGAACAAUGUGCAAACGAUGCUUCCGCAGGGUAUAACGCUCAUCCAACGGCCGGGCGGACAACCGAAGUUGGUGCAAACAAUCCAACAGUCAACAGUUGCAGGGCAACAGCAGCAGAUACUAAAAGCGGCCGCAACAGCGGGCCAGGCAGGCCAGCGAACGAUAAUAACGCAAAUUCCACAACAACAGCAACCCCAGCAGCAACACACGAUUCAAUUCCAAGCGCCGGGAACACAGCGGACAGGCGGUACGACCAUUCAGCUUGUCCAACAGCCUCAGCAGCAGCAGCAGCAGCAGCAAACCCAGCAGAUACAAGUACAACGCACUCAAGUGAGACAAGUCCAGCAGCAGCAACAACAACAACAAGGAACGACAGUGACGAUCCAACAACAAGCACAGGGAGGUGGUCAGCAACAAUCGCAGCAGGGACAGCAACAGCAACAACCUGGGGCACGGAAAGGGCUAUCGAUAUCGAGCAAGUAUUACAUGGAGGCGCACGACAUGUUCAAACGGGCCAAUUGUGUGUCAAGGUUGGAAAAAGCUAUAAUUAUUGGCUUCAUGGCCGGUUACCGAAACAAUCCACGACCCUCUCCAGAGAAUAUUGUCACCAUUAAGCUAAACGAAAGUAUUGAAAAAGUACAUCAGGACGACAGGACGGCUUUAAUGCUUGUUGAGUCGCUCAUAACGUUGGACUAUAACUCGGGUCAGUGGAAAACAUUCCGAAAGUAUCGUGAGGUAGACCAGGCCCAGCAGCUGGCCGAGGGAAUCAGCGGUGAAACGACCGCGUCGAGCGGUGCGUCCAGUGCGCCAUCCGGUGGUAGCGGAGCGGGAGGGACGGCUUCUGCUACCGGUCAGCAUAACUCGGUAGUUAUUUAAUAUUUAGCAUAGAGUGCACCAAAAAUAGUAACAAGCGGUAACAUAU
Messenger RNA from Anopheles nili, 3751 nucleotides. It is a transcript of the gene Nelf-A, whose product is annotated as negative elongation factor A. Bases 1 to 3705 code for a protein of 1234 amino acids. Gene Ontology annotation, biological process: negative regulation of transcription elongation by RNA polymerase II. The transcript is spliced from 4 exons. NCBI's taxonomy places the organism in Eukaryota, Metazoa, Arthropoda, Insecta, Diptera, Culicidae. Gene Ontology annotation, cellular component: NELF complex. The record is from RefSeq and is a predicted model, not a curated record.